AUGUUUUUGUACUUAAUUUCGUUUAAAAUUGUCACAGUUAGUGAAACCUACUCUGAUCCACGAGAAGAGUUUAAGAAACGUGAAGAGGAUAUGCGAAUAAAAAUCAAACAGAUGAAUGAGCAAAUGUCGAAAUUAAUGAUCGAGCAAGAGAUGGAAGAUCUUGGCCCAGAAUCAGGGGCAGGCAUACAAUACAAUGAGUUUAGUAUUUCCAGUAUUUAUCCAAAGAAACUCGCAGCAAAUGAAAAAACAGAUGUAUUAUUAUUCGUUGAACCUAAAAUAAAUCAUACCGUAUACUGCAAAUUCGGCUCAAUUGUUAAACAUGGCAUUAUUGGACUUAAUAAUAGCAUCAAAUGCCAAUCCCCUGCUUUACAGAUUGGAGAAAUCUAUAUCCAAGUAUCAAACGAUCGAAGGAAAUGGAGUCUUCCAAUCCUUGUUCAGGUUUACGAUCCGAAUGCCCCAACAUAUAACACUCCAAGCGCAUUAAUUUUCAUGGGUGUUGCUGUAGCUGGUUAUAUUGUAUACAAACUGUAUACAAGACACCAGAAAGCCAAGAAAGGCGCAAAACAUAAAUACGAAGACGAUUUAAACGAUCAAUACGAUGAAAGACCAACAAAUACCAAAAAAUACAAAGAAACGAAGCAGAGAGAAAUUACUCUUUAA
Molecule: messenger RNA, 660 nt
Organism: Trichomonas vaginalis G3
Lineage: Eukaryota; Parabasalia; Trichomonadida; Trichomonadidae
Product: immunoglobulins domain-containing protein
Exons: 1
Coding region: 1-660 (219 amino acids)
Source: RefSeq, a predicted model, not a curated record